Messenger RNA from Thermothelomyces thermophilus ATCC 42464, 2778 nucleotides. RefSeq lists its product as uncharacterized. The coding region runs from base 163 to 2670 and encodes 835 amino acids. The transcript has 2 exons. Lineage: Eukaryota; Fungi; Ascomycota; Sordariomycetes; Sordariales; Chaetomiaceae. The record is from RefSeq and is a predicted model, not a curated record.
GCUGGGCCCCACCGGUGAGCUGCCCCUCCGCCUGUACACUACGCCAGAAUUCCCUGCCGAUCGCCGCCCGUGAUCAGCGGCGAACGACCGCCGGGCCCCCCCGGCUCCUGGAAGCUCUCGGUAGUGUAGAUUGGCCUGGAUGACCUAGGAAAUCACCCCACCAUGGCUUUCCCGCGACCUCCAUCAUCUUCCAGCCUCUCGGAGAUGCAGCUACCCAUCGUGCUGGCGCCUGACAUCGAUGAUGAAAUGAGGGCCGGAACAGGCCUAGAGGUCGAUACCCGGCCGAGGCAGGACGAGCCGCAACAGCCUCCGGUACCUCAGCAUCCCAUCCCGUCCAUGCAGCAAGCAUUCGCAGAAUCCCUGGUGGAGGCCACACAAGGCGAUGCCGUAAAGAAGCCGAAGCUUCGCACCGGCGACGCCAGGGCGAGGCGCGACGAGCUGCUGGACCAGGACAGGGAUGACCCGCCUCCGACUGCCCUGUGGCGCUGCCGCCCGGGCCAGAAGACACACGAGCUCUGCCGGUUGAUAGCCCAGAUCUCAUUCGGCGUGUACUUGCUGCUCAAUGGCAUGGCCAACAGCCAGAUCCUGGUCGUCUCCAUCCUUCAGGGCCACAUCGACGAGGUGGACGAGUUCCUGGAGACGACGCUCGAGGAUGUGGACUUGGCGAUGAGGGAUAUAGAGGAGCGGAUCAAGCACCUGAAGCUGCCCAUGGACAACAUCGGAGUUUUUGAGCGGAUGCUGGAAGAUCGCAAGUUCCGCAUGCAGAUCCUCGAGGGCAACCAGAAGAUCGAGCACAUCCUGGCUCGCACCCAAGCCGCGCUCAAGCAGACGACACGAGACCUGGCGGAGGGGCUCGCGGCGACUCGAGAAUUCACCAUUUAUCUAGCGGAGCAACAGCAUGGGAGUUGGCGACAGGAGCGCCCCGACGUGAUCGACAUAUUCGACGCCAUGAAGGGUAACACGGACGGGUGGUUUAAUGCAUUCAUGGAUUUGCAGGCCAAAGGGAGCACGCUGAACGCCCUGAUGGUCAGGUUGACUGAUAUGGUCUCCGAGAUGGAGCGGAGGGCUGGAGAGCUCACCGUCCAACCGUACUCGUCCCCGGGCCAUAGCCCUCAGCCAUCCGAUGCCUCGUCGGUCACGACGCCGCCGAGUUCCCCGCCGAUCAACAUACCCAACUCGCCCCCUCGGAUCUCGCUACGGCUGAGUACUCUCAACUCCGGGAAGCUGUCACUCGACGCCGGAGCGCUGUCCGCUGCCGAGCUGGACGGUUCGACCGAGCAGCAAAGCCGAAACGACACGACGCCGCGGUCGCCUCUGGUGGUGACUUCAAGGUCUCCGCCACCUGAAGAGUCUCCCCCGCAGUCGCCCUCUGAACCACCACCACCGCAGGCGCCCCCGGCCCGGAACCCGCGCCGACUCUCCAAGAAGCCACCAGCACCGUCGGACUUGCCGAAGCUGGAACUGCCCAAGGAAGAGGCUCUUGGGGAGAAGAAGGAAGAGAAAGAGGAGGGGGGAGAGAAAGAAGAAAAGGGGGAAAAGGAGGAAAAGGAGAAAACGGAAGAAAAGAAGGAGAAAGAAAAGGAAGAAAAGGAAGAAAAGGAGAAGGAAGAGGAGGAGAAGGAAGACAAGGAAAUGGAGGAAAAGAAAGAGGAGAAGGAAAAGAAGGAAGAGAUCGAAGAGGAGAGCCCGUUGUAUAUCUUGCAACCCCGAACCUACACGCCCCAGCCGUCGCCACAGCCGUCGCCCGGCAUUAGCGGUCGGCGGGUGCCCAGGGCACAGCCAGAUGACGUCCAGAGACCGAGGGUGGACUCUUCUUCGGCUUCUUCGGUCGAGUCGGCAGCCCAGAUAACGCUCGAACCGGCAAGGCCCCGAGUCGAACAAGUCGUCUCAAGGCCGCAAACAGCCCGGCUAAAGGUCGUGGAGAUCGGCGCCAGAACGGAUACCAAGCCCAGCCCAACAAGGACAGAUGAACGGCCCGAGGCCCGCCCUGGGUCUCGGCGAGAUCCGAGUCAGGCACCGGAACUGGUCAUUCCCCAGGACCCCGAGGUGGUGCCGCCGCAAAGGACGUCGCUCAGACAACGCGUCUCGCUGAAAGGCACCGUGCCGAUAUCGAUCCAGGUCCCCCCGCCGAAUAGCAUGGGGCCACAGCAGCGGCCGCUCCAGGCAGUUCACCGGGCUUACCAGUCCCGGGAUUCGGCAUACGGAUCCGACAUGGAGCGGCCGCCGGUCGACUCGAUGGCGUCUAUUAACGCGUCAAUGGUCGAGUUUCCCCCGCCGUUCGUCCAGCCCCCGAUGAUACCUUCCCCUCAUUCCGAGAGGCAGUUCUUUCGCCCGGUGCAGCCAAACCCUUACUCGCCGCUGCAGCAGAGGCCGCAUACGUCUGGCACCGUCGCUCCCCACCACUUUCCCGCCCCUCCCAGGAACGCUCCUUCGAGGAUGGGGAUGAGCAUAAUGAGCAGCGGGACCGCGAUGACCAACCAGACGGGAAAGACAGUCAAGAAGAAGCGCAGCGCGUUCGGCUGGCUGAAGAAGGCCUUCGCCCUCGACGAGGAAGAACGCGCCAUUUUCGAGCAGAGGAAGAGGGAGCAGAUAGUCGACAACCCUUACUACGCACCGAGGAGCCAGGAGUUCCUGGACGGCAAACGCAUUCGGCCACCUCCGGGCCACUGAGAGGGGUGACGCGCUUACCCGUGUCCCCCCCCCCCCGGCUCCCCCUCUCCUCUCUUAGCCAUGCGGCGCGGCACGGGCCGGUCGAUGGUGAAACCGACCAGGUCGGAC